Homalodisca vitripennis (glassy-winged sharpshooter) is the source of this 620-nucleotide messenger RNA. Its product is annotated as RNA-binding protein lark-like. Gene Ontology annotation, molecular function: mRNA binding; zinc ion binding. The record is from RefSeq and is a predicted model, not a curated record. The coding region runs from base 162 to 605 and encodes 147 amino acids. Gene Ontology annotation, cellular component: cytosol. NCBI's taxonomy places the organism in Eukaryota, Metazoa, Arthropoda, Insecta, Hemiptera, Cicadellidae. The transcript has 5 exons.
GUAAACCAUCAGGAUGCCGGGUUUUCAGCAGUGUGGGGACAUUCAAGAUCUUUGUUGGAAAUCUGUCUGACAAAACUGUAUCAGCUGAUAUAAAACCACUGUUUGAAAAGUAUGGAAAAGUCGUGGAAUGUGACGUUGUGAAGAAUUUCGGAUUUGUGCACAUGGAGAAUGAAGAGUCGGGGAGGGAUGCCAUUCAAAACCUGAAUGGAUACUUGGUUCAUGGGUCAGCCAUGAAAGUGGAAGCAGCUACCAGCCGGAAGGGACCAAACACACCAACAACAAAGAUAUUUGUGGGGAACUUGUCCGACAACACCAGAGCUCCCCAGGUCAGAGCUUUGUUUGCUAAGUACGGGACAGUCGUGGAGUGCGACAUUGUGCGAAACUAUGGAUUUGUGCAUAUUGACUCUGCCGAUGUCAACAAAUGUAUUGAGGAAUUGAAUGGGUCAAUGGUAGAUGGUCAGCCCAUGAAGGUCCAGGUAUCCACCAGCAAGGUCCGCCAAAGACCAGGGAUGGGCAAUCCAGAGCAGUGCUACAGAUGUGGACGUGGAGGUCAUUGGUCGAAAGAGUGUCCAAAAAACUGGAAUGGGACCAGACCGCUUCCGUGACAGGAUGUUUGGUGG